This is a messenger RNA of Funneliformis caledonium, 927 nucleotides long. The record is from the annotation of a GenBank genome assembly. NCBI's taxonomy places the organism in Eukaryota, Fungi, Glomeromycota, Glomeromycetes, Glomerales, Glomeraceae.
AUGGAAGAGAUAAAUCAAUCGUCACAAAAUGUUUCCCAAAAUAAAGCAGCAACUGUUCUGGAAAUAUCAAACACAAGAGUCAUUAAUAAUGAGAAAAAUCAAAUUCCAAGUCCGUGGAAAUUAUUAACGUCGCUUAAUAAACAACAACAAAUUACUUUUGUUGCAGCAUUUUUAGGAUGGACAUUAGAUGCUUUUGAUUUCUUUACAUUGGUAUUCUCCGUACCUUAUAUUGCAGAGGAAUUUCAUUUGGAACCAUCUGACAUUACCGCAAGUAUUACGAUUACAUUAUUUUUCCGUCCAUUAGGAGCAGCAAUAUUCGGUUUAUUAGCAGAUCGUUACGGAAGGAGAAUUCCGUUAAUGGCAGAUAUCAUUCUUUAUAGCGUUAUGGAAUUGGCUUCAGGGUUUGCGCCAAAUUUGUUAGUCUUAAAUAUCAUAAGAGCAAUUUUUGGAAUUGCUAUGGGAGGUGAAUGGGGAUUAGGCACAGCAUUAGCCAUGGAAAUUUUACCGCCCGAAAGUCGUGGAUUAUUUUCGGGUAUUUUGCAACAAGGUUAUGCUACAGGAUUUCUUUUGGCUUCACUUUUGAAUUAUGCUGUAAUAGACAGAAUUGGAUGGAGGGCAAUGUUUUGGAUAGGUUCAUUUCCUGCCAUAUUGGUCAUCUUCAUUCGUUUCUUUGUAAAAGAGUCGCCAGUUUGGGAAGCUCAUCGUAAAGUUGAAAAAUCAAUCGGUAAAACCUUUCUGAAUAGUACUAAAUUAGCAUUAAAACUUCAUUGGAAAAGGUUCAUCUAUUGCGUUAAGGGUGAGAUCUAUGUAAGGGAUUAUCCAUUCUUGGAAUAUCGAUUUCAUUACCUUUAUUCCAUUUCAGUCGAACAUAAUCUAUUUGCUUUAAAAUUAAAAAAAUUAAUAUCAAUAUCAAUAAUCUGUUCAUAA